This is a messenger RNA of Dioszegia hungarica, 984 nucleotides long. RefSeq names its product adenine-N6,N6--dimethyltransferase. Gene Ontology annotation, cellular component: mitochondrial matrix. The transcript has 7 exons. Bases 1 to 984 code for a protein of 327 amino acids. Gene Ontology annotation, biological process: rRNA methylation. NCBI's taxonomy places the organism in Eukaryota, Fungi, Basidiomycota, Tremellomycetes, Tremellales, Bulleribasidiaceae. The record is from RefSeq and is a predicted model, not a curated record. Gene Ontology annotation, molecular function: rRNA (adenine-N6,N6-)-dimethyltransferase activity.
AUGCCCAAAGCCACGUCCCAAACCUUCUCCCGACCGCACGCGGCGAACGCGCGCCCAACGGGCCCGCCGAAGAACGGCGAGUCUUCUACCGCCGCAGGGGGCGCGGCGGGCGCGAGGAAUCAUCUUUUCAAUACAGAUCGGUUUGGGCAGCAUAUUUUGACGAAUCCGCUCGUAGCGCAGGGGAUCGUGGAUAAGGCGAACCUGAAGCCGACGGAUAUUGUACUGGAAGUCGGUCCGGGUACUGGGAAUCUGACUGUGCGGAUUCUGCCUGUAUCAAGGAAAGUCGUAGCGGUGGAGAUGGACCCGAGGAUGGCUGCGGAGGUGACGAAGCGGGUGCUUGGAAAGCCAGAACAGAAGAAGCUGGAGAUCAUCCUCGGCGAUUUCGUCAAGGCGGAACUGCCAUACUUUGACGUCUGCAUCAGUAACACUCCAUAUCAGAUCUCCUCCCCACUAGUCUUCAAGCUCCUCUCUCACCGCCCCAUCAUCCGCACCGCCGUCCUCAUGUUUCAACGCGAAUUCGCCCUCCGGCUGACCGCACCACCAGGCACGAAAUCCUGGUGUCGUCUCGCGGCCAAUGUCCAGCUCUACGCGCGCGUCGAACACAUCAUGAAGGUCGGCAAGGGCAACUUUAGGCCGCCACCGCAAGUCGAGUCGUCGGUCGUCCGGAUGAGUCCGAGGGAUCCGCCUCCGCCGGUCAAGUUUGAAGAGUUUGAUGGGUUGAAUAGGGUGAUUUUUGGGCGGAUGAACAAGACGAUCAGGGCCAACUUUACGGCGAGGGGGGUGAAGGAGCUGUGUGAGCGGAAUUACAGGACGACGUGUGCGGAGAAGGGGAUUAUUGUGCCUGACGAGUUUGAUAUCAAGGAGAAGGUGGAGGAGAUCCUGGUCGGAGCAGGCUUUGCCGAUUCGCGAGCGGCAAAGAUGGACGUGAACGAUUUGCUCAAACUCUUGGCUGCUUUCAACAUCGAGAACAUACACUUCGCUUAG